This is a messenger RNA of Dendroctonus ponderosae (mountain pine beetle), 386 nucleotides long. RefSeq lists its product as uncharacterized. Lineage: Eukaryota; Metazoa; Arthropoda; Insecta; Coleoptera; Curculionidae. The transcript is spliced from 2 exons. The record is from RefSeq and is a predicted model, not a curated record. The coding region runs from base 43 to 345 and encodes 100 amino acids.
AACCGAUCGGCUGCACUCAGCUAUAAAACAUCAGCGCCACUCAUGGGUCAGCAUCAGAUCAGUCUCAUCGAUCAGCCGCCUAUCAACAUGAUGUCCAAACUGUUUGUCUUCUUCGCCCUAUUGGCUGUAGCCUUCGCGAAUGCCGCCCCAGAAGCCAAACCCGCAGCGAAACCUUCGCCACUGCUCGCUUACAGCUCCCCACUGGUUGCAGCCGCUCCAGUUGCCUACUCGUCCUACUACAGCGCCCCCCUGACCUACGCAGCCGCCCCUUUGGCCUACAGCGCCGCCUACCCGGCCUACUCUGCCUACUCUGCCUACGCCGCUCCUUAUGUGGCUGUAGUUUAGAGUGAACUUGAUUUUGGUAUUAAUAAACUUACUUUUGGCUA